Archocentrus centrarchus (flier cichlid) is the source of this 2221-nucleotide messenger RNA. It is a transcript of the gene fynb, whose product is annotated as FYN proto-oncogene, Src family tyrosine kinase b. The record is from RefSeq and is a predicted model, not a curated record. Gene Ontology annotation, biological process: protein phosphorylation. Lineage: Eukaryota; Metazoa; Chordata; Actinopteri; Cichliformes; Cichlidae. The coding region runs from base 233 to 1846 and encodes 537 amino acids. The transcript is spliced from 13 exons. Gene Ontology annotation, molecular function: protein tyrosine kinase activity; protein binding; ATP binding.
CAGAGCCAACGCCAUCACAACGCAGCGGCUACGGCGAGCAGCACGGCGACAGCAGGGCCACCAUAGCAGCGCAGUUCUUUUAUUACUGUCACAUUAUUUUAUAAUAACGACCAUGGAAUACAGCGCCGCGGAUUAUUAGACGUCUCUGAACUGGGCCUCUGUUUUGGUGGCGCACAACGCAAUGUGGAGGAAAUAAAAAUCCUGAUACGCUGAAAACCAGAGAUUAUAGAUAAUGGGCUGUGUGCAAUGCAAGGAUAAGGAGGCAACCAAACUCACAGAUGACCGAGACAACAGCAUCUCCCAGGGAGCGGGCUACCGCUACGGGGCCGACCCCACGCCACAGCAUUACCCCAACUUCGGGGUCACCGCCAUCCCCAACUACAACAACUUCCACGCUCCUGUAGGACAGGGGAUGACCGUCUUCGGGGGAGUUAGCACUUCCUCACACACUGGAACGCUGAGGACUCGUGGUGGGACAGGAGUCACCCUCUUUGUGGCACUUUAUGACUACGAAGCACGGACAGAAGAUGACCUCAGCUUCAAGAAAGGAGAGAGGUUCCAGAUUAUCAACAGCACUGAAGGGGACUGGUGGGAUGCUCGCUCCCUCACUACCGGUGGCAGCGGCUACAUUCCCAGUAAUUACGUGGCUCCAGUGGACUCUAUCCAGGCUGAAGACUGGUACUUUGGUAAACUGGGCCGUAAGGAUGCAGAGAGGCAGCUACUGUCCACUGGCAACCCUCGAGGCACCUAUCUCAUCCGAGAAAGUGAAACCACAAAGGGUGCCUUCUCCUUAUCCAUACGGGACUGGGAUGAUGUGAAAGGCGACCACGUCAAGCAUUAUAAGAUCCGAAAGCUGGACAGCGGCGGCUACUACAUCACCACCAGGGCUCAGUUUGAUACACUGCAACAGCUGGUUCAGCACUACUCGGAUCGAGCUGCGGGGCUCUGCUGUCGCUUAGUGGUUCCUUGCCACAAAGGCAUGCCCCGCCUCGCUGACCUGUCUGUCAAAACCAAAGACGUGUGGGAGAUCCCACGGGAGUCGCUGCAGCUGAUCAAGCGUCUCGGGAAUGGGCAGUUUGGGGAGGUCUGGAUGGGAACGUGGAAUGGCACCACUAAGGUGGCAGUGAAGACUCUGAAGCCUGGCACAAUGUCCCCGGAGUCCUUCCUGGAGGAGGCUCAGAUCAUGAAGAAACUCCGUCAUGAUAAGCUGGUGCAGCUUUACGCCGUCGUGUCUGAGGAGCCCAUUUACAUCGUCACAGAGUACAUGGGCAAAGGAAGCCUACUGGACUUUUUAAAGGACGGAGAAGGACGAGGGCUCAAACUGCCUAACCUAGUGGACAUGGCAGCACAGGUGGCAGCAGGCAUGGCCUACAUCGAGAGGAUGAACUACAUCCACAGAGACCUACGCUCUGCCAACAUCCUGGUGAGUGACAACCUGGUGUGCAAGAUCGCCGACUUCGGCCUGGCGAGGCUCAUCGAGGACAACGAAUACACAGCUCGACAAGGUGCAAAGUUCCCCAUCAAGUGGACCGCCCCAGAGGCUGCCCUGUAUGGGAAGUUUACCAUCAAGUCAGACGUGUGGUCGUUUGGCAUCCUGCUGACGGAGCUGGUCACCAAGGGUCGGGUGCCUUACCCAGGUAUGAACAACCGUGAGGUUCUGGAGCAGGUGGAGCGGGGCUACAGGAUGCCGUGCCCACAGGACUGCCCCAUCUCCCUGCAUGAGCUGAUGCUGCAGUGCUGGAAGAAGGACGCAGAGGAGCGGCCAACCUUCGAGUACUUACAGGCCUUCUUGGAAGACUACUUCACAGCCACCGAGCCUCAGUACCAGCCUGGGGACAACCUCUAACCCACCCCCGUGUCUCUCUUUCUCUCUCUGUCUCUUGCUCUCUCUGGGUCAGCUCGAGGCUUGGACAUAAUCAGUUAUAGCAAUGCUGAAAAAAAAAACAAAAACAAAAAAAAACUCUGGAGCCUUCCCAGCCUGGCCUUUUUAUGUUAGGGAUGUGUACAGCUUCCUCGGCUCAACUUGAGCAUUUCAGUUUCAAUACCAGUCCCUGAAGACACCACCCUCAGUCUCCGAAACACCCGCCCGGCCUCUGAACUCUGCGGAUGCCGCAGUCAACAAAGCUGAUGGACAGAGUGCGCUGGGGUCGUGCUAAUGCAAUUACUUGUAUUCAGUGUAAAUAAGAGAAGCUUGUUUUAGUUUGUCUGCUUCAGUUUCAGA